Messenger RNA from Branchiostoma floridae (Florida lancelet), 1530 nucleotides. RefSeq lists its product as uncharacterized. The transcript is spliced from 8 exons. Bases 119 to 1042 code for a protein of 307 amino acids. NCBI's taxonomy places the organism in Eukaryota, Metazoa, Chordata, Leptocardii, Amphioxiformes, Branchiostomatidae. The record is from RefSeq and is a predicted model, not a curated record.
AUAAGCGUUUUUAGUACCCAUGCUGAGGAACAGUACAACAGACUUAGCAACAGGUCACGGGACAGACGAGGAAGUGAGAGAAGAAGUAGGAACAUAAACCACUCAGGAGCCACAAAACAUGAAAGCCGCUUACGUUGUUUUCAUCGUUGUCAUCGUGUCAGCCGUUGACACAGUCAUCGCAGCCUGCACCUUUCCCAGAAAUGUGGUGGGCGAGUGGGUAUACAAGACAUACACACCGAGGAUACCCGAUAAUGUCGGAACUCUGUCGGUUAAUGAGACUACCAUGUCCCUUUUCGACACAUCGGGCAGUCUCUUCAUGCAGAUUGACUGUGAAAAUGGGCCAAAUGGUGACGGCAUUUACACCACUCGUCUGUUCGUGAACGCAACAGGAUCACUUAGAUACCGCUGCAUUGUUAUUGAACAGAGAGACAGCACUUUUACGCGACUUGACUUAGGUAGAGACUCUCCACUUCUCGCCAGUCUUGACUGUUCUUCGCUGGGAAAUGUCGGCACGAAUGUUGGACUGUUUCAAAUAAAUCCAGUCGCAAAGACGUACCCAAUUCAAGGAGUUUUUGAGAUGACCUACAACGAGAAUGGCAUACUGUGUUAUGAUCCGGUGUCAGCAGUCGACGCAUGCAAGGAUCCUACAGUGAUGAACAUUUCUUACAGUGCAUGCCCAAAGGCAAACAAAGUUGCCCAACAAAGCCAGUAUCAGUGUGUGGCAAACUGGACAAGUGACUCGGCAAACAAGGGCUACUUGUUGACUAUGGAGCGUAGUGUGUCAGCCGACAACAUUCCUGACUACCAUUGUUUUGUCUAUGAUGUAGGGAAUUUGGGGGACACCGGAGAACUGUACUUGUCGAAAGCAGGAAAUCCACCGUGGCUCUGUAAGGCUUCUCAGGAAGAGGCUUCGUCAGAUGACGGAGCUGUCGCAAUGAGGCUCACCAAACGGCAAGACUGCAAUAACGGCUCCCUAGCAGCUUGGAGCCUUGGACUUAUCAUCUCCAUGUGUAUUUCGAGUUUGUUUAAUGCAGUCUACUAAAUGAUAAUAUUGGCUUCUUACUUGUCGUUCUCAUCACUCGUUCCUUGUAUCGUAUAGAUUUUAAUUCAGCUAGGAAACUUUGAAUGAAACAAUCCUCUACAUGGGAAAUUUAGAAUCAAAGAUCGUCUUUGUUGGUAGAAUCAAUAGCUGUACAGUUUCGAGCUUUGUUUCAAAACAAUGGAAGCAAUAACCAUGACCUUUUUUCGCCUUUUGACUACAGAUUGUGUCAUGUGUAGCAACAUCGUACUUGUACAUGCUCAGAUGGAAUUAUAGUACGGAAGCAACAUCAACGGUUUAAGUUGAAAUAGUUCGUUUAGCUUGAUGCCAGCAACACGAGUGUUUUAAGUAAAGUAAACAAGGACGUCAAACCAUGUUUGUGGUGAUAUGCACGAAAUUAUUUAGACGAAAACAUUUCAGUCUGCUUUUAUCUCCAAGAUCUGGACAUUGAUUGUGAUAAAUUGUGAAUAAAAUCAGGUGUGCUGAAACUC